UGAUGACCUCACCUUGUCCCUCCGGAGCCCUCUUCUUUCCCUUUAAAAGGAUGAAAAAAGGAGUCAAAUGAUCAGUAAAGCAGUCAGAGCCUCAGAAGCUAUUGAACAUCAUCCAAAAGCCUGCUUCCUUCCUACUGGAACCAUGAAGCUUUUUGGAGUGCCCAUGAUCCUCCUCACUGCUUGCUUCAUCUGUCAGGUCUAUACUCUACCAGAUGGAGUCUCUGCUCCAGAAAAUUGCUGCUUUGAAUUUACCAACAAGAAGAUACCCUUGAAAUUGCUGGUCAGCUACAAGAACACCAACAGCAUGUGCUCCAAGGAAGCAGUGAUCUUUGUGACCCGACGUAACCUUAACAUUUGUGCUAACCCAAAGGAUCAGUGGGUCCAGGAUCUUACAAAGAAACUAGAUGAUAUGAAAACUAAGACCACGCAGCCUAUGAAGACCUUAACCACUUCCUCUUAUCCCAAUCUGACCUUGAACCAAACCAGGAAUGAAGAAUAAUUUAUUUUUUCCUUCCUCCCAUAGUUGUUCUCUGAGACAUUCAUUAUAAUUUAAAUGUUUACUUUUAUUUAGAUUAUUAUUAUUUAAUUUAAUGUGCCAUAAAUAUUUGUGCCUUUAUUUUUAUUUAUUUUUCUUUGUAACCACCUCUUGAGCAAGUCAUUGAAUAUCUAUGGGACUUAGUUAUCUCCUUUAAAAAUGGGGGAAAUUCUUCUCUCACAGGAGAAAGUUGCAAGAAUUUGUUUGAAUGACGUUUGAGUUGUCUGGGGAAAUGUUAUUAUGGAAAAAUAGGCUUUUGUUUGUAAAUUGUCAACUGCAUUUUUUUCUUUGUAUGUGUCUGCAUGUGUGGAGAGAAGAAAUCACCUAAUAUGGGAGGGCGCUGACAUGAUGGGGUAGAGUGGAGAGCAGGUUCUAAAAGAAUAAAGAACUAUAUUUGUGACAUCA
Molecule: messenger RNA, 940 nt
Organism: Sarcophilus harrisii (Tasmanian devil)
Lineage: Eukaryota; Metazoa; Chordata; Mammalia; Dasyuromorphia; Dasyuridae
Product: C-C motif chemokine 2
Exons: 3
Coding region: 68-499 (143 amino acids)
Biological process (GO): positive regulation of ERK1 and ERK2 cascade; monocyte chemotaxis; neutrophil chemotaxis
Cellular component (GO): extracellular region
Molecular function (GO): chemokine activity; CCR chemokine receptor binding
Source: RefSeq, a predicted model, not a curated record